Molecule: messenger RNA, 3369 nt
Organism: Necator americanus (New World hookworm)
Lineage: Eukaryota; Metazoa; Nematoda; Chromadorea; Rhabditida; Ancylostomatidae
Exons: 6
Coding region: 1-3369 (1122 amino acids)
Source: RefSeq, a predicted model, not a curated record
AUGGACAGCGGAAACACUCGGCGCCAAAUCGGAAUUCGAAAGAAGCAACUUAUACGUCAAUGCGAUGUGAUGGAGCAGAUUCUUCGAGACUACAACGUACCUGAAAAAGGAGCGACACUAGCGCACCUGACGACUGAAGAAAUCACAGCUUUCAGAGAAGAGCUCACGGACGCACAAGAUCAACUGCUGCAGAUCUAUAUCAAAAUCGAGGAAUUACAUGCGGACCGGUCAAGAGCUCAGGCAAGCGAUCCGAACGAAGAAGAAGUGUUCAGACAAUAUGUGGACAAGUACGGCGACUACACGAAGAACAUUCAAAGAGCUGUUAGUGUACUUGAGAAUGUGGAUGAACUUAUGAAUACAGUCGAUGCAGACUUUGUCAAACGGCACCUUCCAAUACCAAAGAAGCACGACGAUACUCCUAAGCUACCGCACCCGAACGACAAGCAACAAGAAUGGAUAAGACCGAACCAACCACAGACGAACUCGACUUCAACAAUGAAUCUCGUCGAUGCAUCUAUCCUGAGCCGACUGGACCUCCCAUCCUUCGAUGGUAACCUCUUGGAAUAUCCGGAGUUCUUUUCACGGUUUUCAACGCUAAUCGAGAACAAGACGGAGCUAGAUGACACCACCAAAUUCUCUCUCUUAAAGUCAUGCCUAAAAGGACGAGCCUUGCACUCCAUUGUAGGACUCGCACUGAACGCCUCCAACUACCAUAUUGCACUCGACAUCCUGAAAACUCGGUCGACGACAAGGAUGCACUCCUUGACUCGCCAAUUCUGCUCAUACGAGGACGACACGAAAGAACUAGCUCUUGGGGCCAUACUCCUCAAUAAAUUGCGACCUCACGUGCGUAGCAAAGUAUACGACAAGACUGGCAAUUCGCACAAUCUCACUCCCACGGAACUACUCCGCGUCCUCACCGAAGUAGUUCACAAGGAAGCCACGCUCCAAGAAAUAGAAUUUCACUGCAAAAGGACUCAACGUCUCAGAGAAGAUGGGUACGUCAGCCUCCAAAAAUCACCAAAAAAGAAGCUACAAGAAACGAGUCGUCAUUCUGAUCGCACAUUAUGGACGCAAAAAGUCCGCUCGCCACCUAUGGUCAAUAGCAAACCAAGAAGCUGCGUCUUCUCAGACACCGAACAAAGGAGUGCACUUCUAAGCGAUACUGUCAAACAUGCUCGAAACGCCAUCAUACAUCAUUCGUUAUGUUUCCAAAUACCAAGAAGAGAUCGUGAUCCAAGAAAGUUGCCGCAGUCAACACACUCCACUACCAAUAACCGUGAACCAGGAACUCAGCAUGUUCACUUCACGACUGACUUUGAGCAUAAUACAUGUGCGGACAACGACCAAAUCAAACAAGAAGUGGCGGCAACGGCGAAUAAUGCAGUAUCUCACCUGGUAACAAGUUCAUCUACUCCUGUUCUACUGAUGUAUGUGGAAGUUGGUGUUUUUAAUCUCAACUCUCUAGAAAAAACUACAAAAGCAACAGCCUUUCUCAACAGUGGAUCAAGCAAACGCUACAUUUCUACGGAAUUAGCAGCUCUACUCGAACUAGAGAGAACGAAGAAAUCUCUAUGUUCACAUUCGGUACGUUGGAACCAAUACCGCUACCAGCCACACGCCACACAGUCAGAAUCAGAACAAGUAAAGGAUGAGAACAACUGUAUGGACAUCAUAACUACCUCGUCAAAGAGACCAUCAAUCCUUAUUGGAGCAGAUUACUUUUGGAUGGUCAUACUAUCCGAUGAAUUCUAUGUGAAAACUCUACCGAAUGGCUACCAACUAGUACAUUUAUCCGUUGGAGACAUGAUCACAGGAAAACCACUACGAUCAAUGGAGAACAUCGAUUAUUAUCUCGAAUCUCAAGGAAUUCGUGACAAUCCCAUCAGCUCCGACGACGAAUUGUGUCUACGAAAAUUCAAUGAGACAAUAUCGUACGACAACAACGAGGGAAGGUACGUUGUGCAACUUCCAUUCAAGGAAACAAAAAAGAACUUCCAACAAAUAUCCACCUCGUCUAUGCAAGACUCGCACAGAACGUCAAAAUCCUGCAGCUCACACCAGGACUCAUUGAAGAAUACCAUAAGCUCAUCCAAGACCAACUUGCAAGAAGAAAUAAUAGAAGAGCUGCAUAACACCCAACCGGCAGCCGGAUGCCAUUACUUGGCACACCAUGCUGUAAUCUCGGAAGGAAGUAAAACAACAAAAAUCCGUUGUGUCUACGAUGGCUCAGCCAAGAUGAAGAACAAUCCCAGCCUGAACGACCUGUUGUUCAGAGGACCAGUUUUGCUACCAGAUCUUACAGGACUACUUCUUCGCAUUCGUACGACUCCCAUCAUCAUCGCGAGUGACAUAGAAAAGGCAUUCUUGAUGAUUGGUCUGGAUGAUGAAAGUAAGGAUUUUACACGGUUCCUUUGGCCAAAAGAUCCUCAUAAACCUCUCGAGCCAGAAAACGUCGCCACCUAUCGAUUCCGAAGAUUCAAUUCAUUUGGCUUAGUGGUUUCUCCUUUUCUGUUAGCAGGAACAAUGCGAUACCAUCUUAUGAUGACAGAAACCCCUUUGGCAAAGGAACUCAUACGAAACACCUACGUUGACAACAUCUUCUACGGAGUCGGAACGAUCGAACAAGGUCUGAAAUUCUACAGCGAAUCCAAGCAGCUCUUUCAACAAGCAGGAAUGAAUCUACGACAGUACGAUGACCAAUUCUUGAUCAAACUUCCAAAGCUGCCGAAUUCCGACAUAACAUGGAUUAAACGACAAGUACUCAAAGUCGUAGCUAGCGUCUACGAUCCACUAGGUUGGUGCUCUCCCGUUCUCUUAACAAGCAAACUGUUCUUACAGUCACUAUGGAAAGAAAAACUAGGAUGGGAUAAAGCAUUGCCACCAAAUCUAGUCACUGCAUGGAAAGAGAUCACGACAAACGGGACUACGGGAAAAAUCACAAUUCCGCGGAAAAUACUGACAGGUUUGAAAUCAACGUCGACGUUCGAAAUUCAUGUUUUUACCGACGCCUCAAAGAGCGGACACUGCGCUGUGGUAUACCUCAUCGAAAUUACCAGUAAGAGAACAAGUACUCUACUCGUGUCCAAAACACGUUUGUCACCACUAAAAUCCACUCUGACGAUACCACGACUUGAGCUAUCCGCCAUCGCACUGGGUGCGAAAUUGCUGAAGCAUAUUCGCUUGAAUCUCGAUAUCACAAUAGAGCAGACCUUCAUAUGGUCCGAUAGCAACGUAGCGCUAACAUGGACAAAGAGCAAAAAUAGCCUUUCGCUAUUCAUUCAGAACCGGAUAAAGAGCAUCAAGGAAAAUGCCACCGAUGCCAUACUACGAUUCGUACCAGGCGAUAGCAACCCUGCCGAUGUCUGA